Molecule: messenger RNA, 1076 nt
Organism: Prunus mume (Japanese apricot)
Lineage: Eukaryota; Viridiplantae; Streptophyta; Magnoliopsida; Rosales; Rosaceae
Product: palmitoyl-monogalactosyldiacylglycerol delta-7 desaturase, chloroplastic-like
Biological process (GO): very long-chain fatty acid biosynthetic process
Cellular component (GO): endoplasmic reticulum membrane
Molecular function (GO): palmitoyl-[glycerolipid] 7-desaturase activity
Source: RefSeq, a predicted model, not a curated record
AGCAGCAGCUAAAGAAGCAGAGGAGCGAUGAAGCUUUUAGUCAAAAUUGUAAUGAUGCCCUGCGGAGAAUAUUUUGGAAGGAAAUGGAAUUUACUUGACAUAGUCACCGCAGCUGUGUUUCUCACUAUGCAUUGCCUUUGUGUGAUGGCGCCGUUUCAUUUCACCUGGCCUGCGUUUUGGGUGGCCGUUGCUCUCUAUGUUGUGACGGGGGUAGGAGUUACUCUGUCUUUCCACAGACAUCUUGCUCACAGGAGCUUUCGUAUUCCGAAAUGGCUCGAGUACUUGUUUGCCUAUUUCGGGGUUCUCUCACUUCAGGGAAGUCCAAUAGAAUGGGUGAGCUCACACCGAUAUCACCAUCAGUUUACUGAUACCGUGAAAGAUGUUCAUAGCCCUCUUCAAGGUUUUUGGUUUAGUCACAUGGGUUGGAUCCUCGAUAGCGGCUCUCGGUUUGGAAAAUAUGGAGGACUGAAGAACGUUGAAGAUUUGAAAAGGCAAGCCUUCUAUAGGUUUCUUCAUCAUACUUUUCUCUUGCAUUCUUUUCUGCUUGGAACUUUACUCUAUGUCGUCGGUGGAUUGCCCUUCUUGACAUGGGGAAUGGGGAUGAGGAUGGUAUGCCUUUUCCACAUUACUAUGUUAGUAAAUUCGGCCGGCCACAUGUGGGGACAACGAGUAUAUCACACUGGUGAUACAUCAAGGAACAACUGGUGGUUGGGAUUGCUUGCACUUGGAGAAGGAUGGCACAAUAAUCACCAUGCUUUUGAUUACUCAGCUCGACAAGGUUUUGAAUGGUGGCAGAUUGAUGUUACUUGGUAUGUAAUAAGAUUUCUUGAAGCAAUUGGAUUGGCAACAGAUGUGAAAACUCCAACUGAGGCACAGAAGGAAAGAAAAUCUUUACACCAUAAAACCAUGGCUACUCAGAAUUAGGCUUCAAAGCAGCUUCCUAUCCGCCAUAGACAGAAAUAGAAGUUUGAUGUGCUUCUUUUUUAUUUUUUAUUUUUUUUUGUUUGGUCAAGGAUGUGCUUCUUAGUAUUCAAAUCGUUUGUGUACCGAGUUUAGAUCUCAAAUUAUGUGGCAGA